Aureobasidium vineae is the source of this 329-nucleotide messenger RNA. The record is from the annotation of a GenBank genome assembly. Lineage: Eukaryota; Fungi; Ascomycota; Dothideomycetes; Dothideales; Saccotheciaceae.
GUAUGGCACCUAAUCUUAGCGACUGCAGAGUGCUCAAAGAAGAGCCGCUUGCUUCUUCUGAUGCCAAAUGGACUGCAUUGAGAAAGCCAACUCGACCGUCAAAUAGCUUGAUCGAUGCAGUAGGCAUUGUCGCUAUUCUGGAGAAGGCCAGCGGUCCGGAGUUACUUUUACAAAAACAAUAUCGGCCACCUAUCGACAAAGUCUGCAUAGAGGUUCCUGCUGGUUUGGUAGACGAGGGUGAAGAUGCCGAGACUUGUGCGCUGAGAGAGCUCAAAGAAGAGACUGGGUAUGUGGGAGAAGUGAUCGAGGGCGCUCUAGGAGUGACCCCA